This is a messenger RNA of Entelurus aequoreus (snake pipefish), 3939 nucleotides long. RefSeq names its product Rho guanine nucleotide exchange factor (GEF) 3 (gene arhgef3). NCBI's taxonomy places the organism in Eukaryota, Metazoa, Chordata, Actinopteri, Syngnathiformes, Syngnathidae. Gene Ontology annotation, biological process: intracellular signal transduction; positive regulation of Rho protein signal transduction. The transcript is spliced from 12 exons. Gene Ontology annotation, molecular function: guanyl-nucleotide exchange factor activity. The record is from RefSeq and is a predicted model, not a curated record. Bases 492 to 2294 code for a protein of 600 amino acids.
UUUAAUCAUAUUUAUUUUUAUAUUGGUUUUAUAUUUAUUUUUGUUUUUUGUUUUUAUUCAGUCGUUGGUGGAGCUAAGGAUAAUAUUUGAAUAUUGUUUUUAAUAUUGUUGUGCAGUCCUUUGGACACAUUUCUGUUGUUUAAAUGUGCUUUUACAAAUAAAGUGGAUCGAUUGAUGCGAAUGAACGUUCAAAAAUUCAGAAGGCGCAAACGAAGUUUCGUGCUCUUACUUUGACAAGCCUUACCGGAAGUGGUCUCUCCUCCCUGCAGCUGACUUGACUGGCCGAACAAGGUGCUUCUCGGUUGAGUCACUCCUUUUUUUUAUUUCUUCUCCUCAGCAGGGCGGACUUUUGGACUAAACUUUGACUUUGACCCGCCGUCACCAAACCUUUUGUUUAUGUUCUCUCGCCGGUAGCCUCUUUUUCCCGGUGUUUUGUUGUUGUUUUUGUCGGCGGCUCGGGGGGGCUCCGGGCGAGGAGGAGCUGCGGUCCGAUGCAGGCAGGUGAUGGACGGCAGCCUCAGUCCAGGCGGAGGCCACAGAAGAAGACCUUCUCCUUUUUCUCGGCUGACGUCUGGUCCUUCAGAGGGAAGAAAAGGAAGCAGGCGAGUAGAGAUGCAGACUCGCUCAGUCUCUGCAGUCUGGAGAUCAACGAGCCCAGCGCCAAGCGCAGCAAAGCGGCCGUCUCCAGGGUGACGUCUCUGGCCAGCCUGCUGCCGCCUGUCAAGUCGGCAUCGCUGAAGAGGUUUGGUCAGACGCUGCAGCGCUCCAUCAGCUUCCGGACGGAACGAGUGCUUCCUCCCGCUCCUGCUCCUCUCCCUCCUCCUCCUCCUCCUUCGUCCUCCGCCAAGACACGGGCGACGGCGGCGGCCAUCUCCAACUCUUCUACCUCCACGACUGCCGCGCGGGCGUCCGCCGCCCCGGCCCCGGCCGCCAAGCGCCGCGACAGCAAGCUUUGGAGCGAGACCUUCGACGUCCGACUGGGAGCGACGCAGCCUCUCAGCCCGAAGGAGAUCAAGAGGCAGGAGGCCAUUUUUGAGUUGGCUCAGGGCGAGCAAGACCUGGUCGAAGAUCUCAAGUUGGCGAAAAAGGCCUACCAUGACCCCAUGCUGAAGCUCUCCAUCAUGACCGAGCAGGAACUGAACCAGAUCUUUGGUACUCUGGACUCGCUGAUUCCCCUGCAUGAAGACCUGCUGAGUCGCCUCCGUGAGGCCAGGAAACCGGACGGGUCCACCGAGCACGUUGGACAGAUCUUGACAGACUGGCUCCCGUGUCUCGCGUCCUACACGGCCUACUGCAGCAACCAGGUGAAGGCCAAGGCCCUGCUGGACCAGAAGAAGCAGGACCUCAGAGUCCAGGACUUCCUGCAGCGCUGCCUCCAGUCGCCCUUUAGCAGGAAGUUGGACUUGUGGAACUUCCUGGACAUCCCUCGCAGUCGGCUGGUGAAAUAUCCGCUGCUUCUCAGGGAGAUCCUCAAGCACACCCCCAGCGAGCACCUGGACCAGCAACACCUGGAUGAGGCGAUGCUGAUGGUCCAGAGCGUGGUGGCGGACACCAACAGGCGCACGGGAGAGUCCGAGUGUCAGUUCUACAAGGACCGGCUGCUCUACAGCGAGGUGGGUCUGAGGGACGCCCUCAUCGAGCGCUCCAGGACGCUGAGCUGCCACGGAGAGCUGAAGAACAACCGAGGCCUGAAGCUCCACGUCUUCCUGUUCCAGGACGUCCUGGUCAUCACCAGGUCCGUCUCGCUCAACGAGCAGCCCGUCAGCUACCAGCUCUGCCGACAGCCCAUCCCCAUCCGAGAGCUGGACCUGGAGGACCUGUCGGAUGGAGAGAUGAGAGUGGGCGGGUCCAUCAGGGGGGCUUUCAGCAACAACGAACGCACCAAGAACUUCUUCCGAGUUUCUUCCCACGGCGCCGGUCAGCAGCAGACCCACUGCUUCCAGGCCAGUGACGCCUUCAACAAGCAGCAGUGGAUCAACUGCAUCAGGCAGGCCAAGGAGGCGGCGGCCCUCAGCGAAGACCCCGGGGGCAAGUGGGCGGGCGACGCGGGUCCGCACCAUUCGGGGUCGGAAAAUGACCGAGGGAUGUGGGCGGAGCUGGAGGCAGGACGGCGUGGCGAGACGUCGCAGUCCAAGAUCGAAUCGGACAACGCGGAGAGACGCACAAGGGCUGAAGGGACUGACCUUCAGGAGGAGGCGGGGCGGGGGACGGAGGAGGCGGAGCCGAGUGGCGCUGAAGAGAAGGAGCGGGAGGAUUUGGUGGACAGAAGUGGCCCAGAGAUCAUACAAUGCUGAUAUUUGCUGUCAAACUAGCUACAGCAGUGUUUCUCAAACAUUUCUUCUUGUUUCUUUCACGCCCCCCCUUAAAUUGAAAUACGACUAAGAACCUAAUAAUAUUUAUAUAUUUAUUCAUUCAUACGCCCCACUAUGAGGACCUACAUGCCACCCCCUACUAUAGAACAAGUCCUGGUCUAAUGGUUCUAGAACAGGGGUGUCCAAACUUUUUCCACUAAGGGCCGCACACUGAAAAAUCAAAGCAAGCAGGGGCCAUUUUGAUAUUUUUUUAUUUUAAAAACCAAUACAAUAUAUGUAUAAAAAAUAUACAUUUAGGCCUCCACUCAGGCUUGAUCCCAGGGACCCCAAAGGGUUUAGGUCCAAAAAAUAUUUAAAAUGUGUCAUUAUUCAGUAUUAUUAUCUCUAGAUCAACAUUAGGUCUAUCUGUCAAUAUAACGUUUUUAAAUAUUUAAGUCGUAUGCUCUUUUUGUCAAAGAAAACCAUGUUUUUUUAUGGAAAAACACACAAAAUAUGCAAUAUUUUCACCCCAAAAAUUUUUUAAGUGGAAUAUUUGAGAUUAUAUAAUAAUUUGAGCCUUAAAAAGGUCAAUAACUCAUAACACCAUUGAUUUUAAUUCAUUAUUAUUCUUUGAGCAAUGACACUUAAAAACAAAUCACACAAAAAUUAUUGGGGAACCAAAAGGGUCCAACUCAUUAAAGUGUUAAAAAAAAAUUAUACAUUUUUUUUACUGUUUACUUUUAACACAAUAAUCUCGAGAUCAACUUCAGAUCUAUCCGUCAAUUGUACGUUGUAUUGUUGUUUUUGUUUUUUGUUUGUUCGUUUUAGGACCUUCUUUUUUUUUUAAAAAGCUACAUUUUUUAUAUGGCAAACACAAAAUAUGCAACAUUUUCCCCAAAAAAUAUCUCAAAGUGCAAUAUUUAAAGUGACGUAAUUGGAGCCUUGAAUAAGUCAAUAAUUCAUAAUAACAUUGAUUUUGAUUCAUUAUUAUUUAAAAAAAAAAAAAGAAACAGCCUGCAUGGCAGCUUUGUGUGAUUAGAGUAAACAUUGCAACAUGUUCUUGUAACAUUUCACCUGUUUGGUCUUCCAUACCACUUUUUAUGUUUUUAAUUUUUUUAAUCGUAUUUUAAAAUGGGCCGUGAGGCCAUUAAAAAAUGCCCCCCGGGCCACACUUUGGACACCCCUGUUUUAGAACUUUAAAGGCUGUGUGUAUUUUAGCACAAGCAAUAUUACUUGGUCAUGAAUUUGAGCGGUGCUGCCACCUAGCUGGGGGCUUAAGUAUCGUUCAAAAAUGAAAAAAGACGCUAAUACUGGAAGUCGGUUGGGGGGGCGAAGCGUUGACCUAAAGCAGUGAUUUUCAACCACUGUGCCGUGAGAUAUUGUCUGGUGUGCCGUGGGAAAUUAUGCAACUUCACCUACCGUAUUUUUCUUACUAUAAGUCACAGUUUUUUUCAUAGUUUGGCCGACUUAUACUCAGGAGCGACUUAUGUGUGAAAUAUAUAGCAUGUUCUAUAUUUUAUAGUUAUUUGAAUGACUCUUACCAUAAUAUGUUACGUUAACAUACCAGGCACCUUCUCAGUUGGUUAUUUAUGCCUCAUAUAACGUACACUUAUUCAGCCUGUUGUUCACUAUUCUUUAGACAUUUUAA